GUAACAACGAAUUUUACGUAACUGCAAAGGCUGCAUCACACCUGCAUUUAGUACAGCCAACCAAAUUUAAUCGGGUUAAUUAGAAAUGGCACGUGGACACCAGAAGAUCCAGUCGCAGGCGAAGGCCUCCGAGAAGCAGGCCAAACUAAAGAAGCAACAAGGACACAGUGCCAACGACCAGAAGAAGGCGGCCCAGAAGGCACUUGUCUAUGUGUGCGCCGUUUGCAAGUCGCAAAUGCCCGAUCCGAAGACUUACAAGCAGCAUUUCGAGAACAAGCAUCCCAAGAAUGACAUGCCCGAUGAGCUGAAGGAGGUCUGAUGACCGAUGUGGCUGCGUGCAUAUAUAAAUAUAUCAAGCUGAUCGAAAUCGACGAAUUUCCUACCAGUACGAAACUUUUGAAACAAUAACUUUACAACAGCCCCGACAAAACAAACAUCAACAUUUAAGUCGAUGAGAGGAGGGCGCGUAAAGUUAGAACAUAGUUUCCAAAGCUAAGGGCCCAGCUGAAUUUUUUAUAUACACACUGCUGACUUUUGGUUUAUACUUUGAAAAUAACACAUAUGGCUACCACAACAAUACAAAGAAAAUUUACACAUAGUAAAAUAAAUACUUUUGUUUUGAUUUUUAUUUUCCCUGAAAGGCAACUAGCAAUUUGAGUAACAAUAAUUACUUGUGCUUUGUCUUUGAUUUGGUCUAUUAUGAACAACGAUGCUGACAAUGUCGUAGUUUUGUAUACGAUUUUUUUACUAAAAAACCUUUGAAUACAUCAUGUAAAUGAGAAUUUAUAAAUACAAUAAAAACAGUAUAAUUGUUAAAACUAAAGAGAAAAGUUAUUGCUGCAGAAGCAUUGUCUAAUCUUAUGGUUAGUGUAUAAAUGCAAAGCAU
Molecule: messenger RNA, 886 nt
Organism: Drosophila melanogaster (fruit fly)
Lineage: Eukaryota; Metazoa; Arthropoda; Insecta; Diptera; Drosophilidae
Exons: 3
Coding region: 86-319 (77 amino acids)
Biological process (GO): stem cell division
Cellular component (GO): cytoplasm; nucleus
Molecular function (GO): DNA-binding transcription activator activity, RNA polymerase II-specific
Source: RefSeq, marked reviewed